Molecule: messenger RNA, 10271 nt
Organism: Phyllotreta striolata
Lineage: Eukaryota; Metazoa; Arthropoda; Insecta; Coleoptera; Chrysomelidae
Source: the annotation of a GenBank genome assembly
CAGUUGAUGUGCGAGGAUGGGUCGAAGAGGUCCGAUUCGAUGGGGCCUAGCCCUUUUUGCAUUAGUUUUAGUGUCUCAACGAACGUUAGCCGAUCAUAAGUGCAAAACCGGAUGCAAAGGAAGUUCUCACACAUUUAAAUAUGCCCCCGGAACGACGUACAAAUACAAUUACGAAGGAAAAAUCGAUAUAUCGCUAUCCUCCGCCGAAGGACAACUGUCCUCUACCGACGUGAAAGCCACCGUUCUGCUCACCCAGCAAACGGACUGCAAUCAACUGCUCCGGCUCCAGAACGUCCACGUAACCACCAGCAAUGGCAAGAAGCUCGGCCACAUUCCCGACGUGGAGAAGCCCGUCCAGCUCAACUUCCAAGACGGCCGCCUGGAGGACAGCAUCUGCGCCGAUCCGGCCGACACCCAGAACUCGCUCAACAUCAAGCGCGCCAUCGCCUCGCUCUUCCAGGCCGACCUGAAGGGCGGCCACGAGACCGACAUCUUCGGCGUCUGCCCCACCGAGGUGGUCCAGCACCACGAAGGCUCCGACCUCGUCGUCCAGAAGAGCCGCGACUUGAACAAGUGCGCCUACAGGGAGCACCUGCGCCAGGACUUCUUCGCCACCACGUUCAACGUGAACAGCGAGAUCAAGUCCAGUCCGAUCCUGAACGGGGACUACAACGCCAAGCUCAGAAUCAAAAACGGCAUCCUCAAUCAAGCCCAAGUCGUCGAGACCUACCUCUACGUGCCUUUCUCUGUGGGCAAGAACGGAGCCAGGGCUGAAAUCGUUUCGAAGCUGCACUACGUGAGCAGCUCGAAGGACAACCACAAAGCCGCCGUAUCCGCCCCGAAAUCCAUCAUAUUCGACAACCCUCACCCGGUUGUGGCCCAAACCAGCAAUGUACACGGUAUUAUGAACGCGGUAAACAACGUGGUGAAGACCAUCGAUGUUGUCGUUGGCGAGCACACCGCCAGGGAAUUCAUAACGUUGAUCAAAACCGUCAGGGCGUCGAAGAAAGACGAUCUUCUCUCCGUUUACAAUCAAGUGAGAUCAGGCAUCGGUAUCAGCGAUAAAGAAGUAGGCAAGAAGGUGUUCUUGGACGCUCUGCUGCAAGCCGGUGAAGGCGAUGCAGUCGAGGUGGCUUUAACUCUUCUGAAAACGCACCAGUUUAACGAUGACGAGAAAAAAUUGGUUUACAUCAGCUUAUCGUUGAUCAGGCAUACUAGCAAAGGAGCCAUCAACAGCGCUGCUCAAUUGCUGAGCCUUCACGACCUCCCCGAAGAGGCCUACUUGGGAAUCGGUAAUUUAGUGGGCAGGUACUGCAGACAGCAUUCCUGCGACAACGUCGACGCCGUGAACCAAAUUACAACGAAACUGGCCGCUAAACUAAGCAAUUCCAAAACUACUGACAAGAAAGUGGAAAACGAGAUCAUCUUGAUCCUGAAAACGCUGGGCAAUUUCGGCCAUAUCAACGACAACAUCGUGCAGAAAAUCAUCGACAUCGCCAAAAACAAGCAGGUCUCCGACAGAUUGAGAGCCGUCGCUUUGGAGACUUACCUUUCCGAUCCGUGCAAGGACAAGCUCAGAAACAGCGCUUUGGCCAUCUUGCAAGACAUCCAACAAGACUCAGAAAUCAGAAUCAAGGCUUACCUGGCGUUAGCUAAAUGCCCCAACGCUAAAAUUGGUAACGCCGUCAAAGCUAUGCUGGAGAAAGAACCGAGUUUUCAAGUGGGUGGAUUCAUCACGUCUCACAUUCGCAACGUGAAAGCUUCCGCUAACCCGGACAAGCACCUGGCCAAGCAAUUCCUCAACUUCAACGUCCCCAAGAAGUUCCCGGUGGACUUCAGGAAAUGGUCGUACAACGGAGAAGUCUCGUACGCCGUAGACACCUUAGGACUCGCCGCCUCCACCGAAGCCAACAUCAUCUACUCGCAGGAAUCCUUCCUGCCCAGGUCCACCAGCCUGAACGUGAGCGCCGAGGUCUUCGGGCACUCGUUCAACUUCCUGGAGCUGAACACCAGACAGGAGAACCUGGACAAGCUCGUCGAGCACUACUUCGGACCCAAGGGCGUACUGAGGAGCGCCUCCUUGAGGGAGCUGCUGAAGAACAACGACCAGGUGCCCGCCAAGCUGUGGGAGCAACUGAACUCGAAGCUGAGCGCCAGCUUGAGGGCGCGUCGCGACGUCUCCAGGCACGAAAUCGACACCAUAGGAAAAGCGGUUCACAUCAAGGAAAACGUGUUGAACACAGAUUUGGAUCUCGACAUCAGCGUUAAAGCAUUCGGUUCGGAAGUUCUGUACAAGAAUUUGAACAUCUUCCAACGCGGUCUUACCGCAGAAUCUGUCAUUGAUAAUAUUGUCAAGAAAUUCAACGAAGGGUUAGAUAAACUUAAAAAGUUCCAAGAAGUCUUCCGAACGAACAUCCUCUUCCUCGACGCCGAGCUGGAUUACCCGACCUCCCUUGGUUUCCCCCUUCGUCUAGCCGUCGAAGGAACCUCGAACACCCAAGUGAAAGCGGAAGGCGGCCUUGACGUACGCGCUUUGCUGCACAACAAAGACACCAACAUCAACAUCAAGCUGAUCCCCAGCGCCAGCAUCGAAGUGACCGGCAGACUGACCCUGGACGCCUUGGUGGUGGAAAACGGUCUCAAAGUAGUCUCCACGCUGUACACGGCGACCGGCGGCGACCUGAAGAUCAACCUCCAGAACGAGCUGAAAGGAGUAGACGUGAAAUUCGGCCUGCCCGUGCAGGUGCAGAAGCUGAUAUCGGCCAAUCACGAGAUCGUGUUCGAGACGCGCGAGGCGGCCGGCGUGGCCGCGGUGACGCCGCUCAAAUUCGCCCAGGUGAAGGACUUCUCCGUGUGCUUGGACAACCUCGUGCCGUUCGUCGGGCUGGCCUUCUGCGCCGUGCUCAACGGGCCCAACCUGGCCGGGAAGCAGGUUCCAGUGUUGCCGUUCCCGCUGGCCGGGGACUCCAAGAUCUCCGUCAGCAUCGAGAACGAAGACCUCAAGGAAUACCACGUAAAAGCUGUUAACAAAGACUUCUCGUCUGUCGAUUUGGUGGUGGAAACGAUCGGGAAAAACGGCAAGAAGAAGCUGAGCUUGGAAUUGCAAGGGGAAGUCCACCCGCAGAAAUUCAUCAAGGCUGCUCUAACGUCGCCUAUUAAAAACGUGUUCGUAGAAGGUAGAUUGACCAACACCGAUCACGAGAAAUCUCUGUUGCUGAAAGCUGGCGAGGACAACGCGCAAUCUUACAUCAAACUUGGAGUUGGAAUCGCCGGUUCGGCCAAUAAGCAAGAAUACUCGCCUAUUCUGGAAUACAAAACUCCCAGCGGCAACCAGCAAUUGCCGGUGCACGUCGACGGUAAAAUAAUUCUGGAAAAACGCGGGGACACCCGUACGAUUGUCUUCGACAACUUGAAAGUUCAUUUACCAAACGAUAAAGUCAUCGGAGUAAACGGAAAAGUGGGAGAAGAAUCACCUUUCGAUUUAUUCACUGAUUUAACCAUCUCUGAAGGGAAAAACUCCGGAAGCAUCAACGGUAAAUACCACUUGGAUAAAAACUCUCUGAAAAUAAAUACCGAAGUAAAGAACACCUUGAAUCCGACAUUCAAUAUUCACCUGAAAGGAGAAACGAAGCGAUCAGAAGAUUUGACGCAUUUCGACAGCAACUGGCAAGUGAUCCACGGCCAAGACUUGUCCUCCAAGACGAACAUUCUAACGCUCACGAACAGCUUCACCAGAAAAUUCAAGAACCCCAACGAUUUUACGUUCGCCACCAAAAACAAGCUCACCUACCCUGCGUUGGGCGUGCACCUGCAAGGAGACUACGAGCAAACGCCCAAUAGCGUGGACUACGACUUGAACUUGCAGUACAACGACAUCAAAUUCAGCUCCGAAUUGGAAGCGUUCAUCAACCAGAAGACCCACGGCGACUUCGACGUGGAAUUCCAAAUCAGCGGUUUGGAGAACAAAGUCGAAUUCAAAGCCAGCAGGGAAGUGCAGGGCAACGAAAAGAGCAAAAUCAACAACGAGCUCAUCCUCAACGGCUUGAAAUUGGCCGUGAAAGGUUUAAUCACGCACAACAUUAAACCCUCGAAUGUCGACGUGGGAGCUGAUUUAACCGUCAUCUUGCCCACGCACCCCACACCUUUCAAAGUGGACAGCUUCCUGCGGUACAACAUCAACGAAUUGGACGUAUCGCACAAAGUGACCAGCGGCAAUCAAGUGGUCAUCGACGUCUUCCUCAAGGCCAACAAGAACGGCAACGCCAACGGCAGCGCCAAGAUCCACGUCAAGAACAUCCUGGAGGUCACCGGUCAACUGAAAGCCGUCAAAGGCCACGGCUCCGGCCACCUUCAAGUCGACGCUCUCACCAUCAAGAAACAACUAAGGCUGGAGAGCACGUUCGACAUCCAACCCGCCAGCGUCUACCACGUCUCUCUCACGUUGUACCCGAACUACGGCGAGGACAAGAACCAGAAGCUGGUGGUGACCACCAACACCAAGCUCGGCGCCGGCAGCCUGGACUCGAAGAACAGCCUCGACCUGCUCGGCAAGGUGCUGCAGGUGAACCUGAAGGGCAACAAGAACCACAACGACCAGAACGGAAAGCACGGCGGCGAGAUCGAGGUGAUCCUGCCCACCGACCAGUACCUGCUCGGCAAGGCGCACGGAGAUUACGCCCGCACCGGCGACGGCGCCUACGACGGCAACGACUUCGCCAGCUUGGAGUACAGGAAGAACAAGAACAACGCCGGUCGCAAGCUCAGCCUGACGACCAAAUACAAGAACGUGAAACCCGAGGCGGGAUUGUACGAUGUGUCUUACACCCUUUCCGCCGACGACGCCAACGGCAACAACAUCAACUCCGAUUUGACCUUUAAGGUCCAAAAACCGGGCGAUAAACGCGACAUUGCUAUAUCAAACAAAAUCUACGGAUCAGUACUGAAAGAGCCCAUCGAGUCCGGUUUGCACUUCUCGUACUUGAAAGGAUCCGGCGACUACAAGGUCACUUACUCGUACGGUCAGAAGGCUGUGAGCAACAUUGGAGGAAAGUACGACGUACGCGGAGGAGAACACCCGAUCCUUGGAGAAUGGGAGAUCGACCUGAAAUUGCCCAGCCAAACGCUGAAGACUCUCAAAAGCAAAGUGAGCGGUUCGGUGUUGCUUCCCAGGGAGGCCAACGAGCACCUUAAAAUUACCGGAGCUGCAACUGUUUACGCCGAGAAUGGGUCCGAUACUUUAGUCGACUUCAGCUCGGACGGCCAUGUUAGAGCCAGCGAUAAAGACGGUGAACUCAAAGGUAGUCUUAAAUCAACGAAACUUGGUCCGGUGUCGGUCGCAGCAGGCUACAGUCGCAAAGAAGAAGGCCCGAAGAAGCAGUACAACGCGAACCUCGGCUUGAAAUACGGCAAAGACAAGAACAUAAAAAUCGACAGUACUUUGAUCAGACCCAACGAGAACGAGUACAAAUUGGACGCGGAAAUCGAAACCCCGCUGGACAACUUCAAGAAAAACAACCUUAAAGUGACCACCAAGAGAUCCGAAGACGGCAAGCACGUCACCAGCAAGGUGGCCCUCACCCACGACGGACACCUAGCCACCCUGGACUCCGAGCUCAAAUUAUCCGAGAUCGCUCCUCUGAUCGACAUCAAAUUCAAGUGUCCCCAAACCAAGGCCUUCGAAUUCCAUUUGGACGGCAACCGAGUCAGCGACAAAGAAUUCGCCUUCAACUACAAACUCCUCUGCGAGAAGAACGACUUCCUGCUGGAAGGAAGCCUGGACGCCAACCUGGCCGACGCCGACAGUUUCCACAUUAAAGGCGACGUCAACUCGCCGAAACUCAAACUCGACAAGAUCACCUUCGAAGCCAACAACAAGCCGGCCAAAGCGGGCAAGAGGAUCCAGAUUCACGUCAAGUCCAACGGCAAGAACCUCGUCACCGGCAGCACCAGCUACAGCACGCACGAGGAGCACGGCAAGUACACCAUCGAGGGAUCCGGCUCGCUGAAGAUCAAAGACGAGACCAAGGCGGCCAAUUUCAAGUACACCUCGCAGCAGCUGACGCAAGAGAAGAACGGCGAGCAGGGCUUCGAGGUGAUCUUCGACGCCGGCGUCGGCGACGACGCCAUCGACGCCGAGCUCAAAGUCACCAACAAGCAGUUCAGAAUUUCGGAAUCGUUCUGCGAGAAGACGAAGGAGUGCGCGCACUUCGAGUACGACUCGAAAGUCAACCACAACGAACUGGACAAAUACAACCACGUGUUGGAGAUAACAGUGGACCUUCGCAAACUGGGAAUACCGAACGAGUUCGGACUCAAAUCGGUAACCAACAGAGAAAACUACGUUUUGGACCACACCGUCGAUGUUCAUUUCCAAAGCCCCGAGAACAGCAAAUACCAGUACAGCGUGUACCUUCAUCCCGACGAAGCCGGCGUGUCUUUAACGACUCCCAAGAGGGUCGUAGCUCUCGAAGGGCACGUUAAAGGACCGAGGAACGUUAAACAAGCAGGCGGUAAAGUAUCCGCCGAAUUGGCCUUCUAUCUGGACAAGAAGAACAACCCCAACCAGAAAGCUGGCGUCAGCGCUUGGAUAUCCGCCGAUCCUCAUCAAUCCAAAGGACUUCUUAACGGUGAAGUUAAAUUCACUCACCCUGGACUUCAAAGACCUUUAUCUGUGUCUCUCCAUUCCACGGAAUCCGGAGAUUUCCCGAACAAACACGGCUCCAUCUCCUUGACAAUCGACAUUUUCGCCCAACCCAACCAGAAGAUCGUGGCCGAGUACAAGGUAUUGCCGAAGGCUAACCAGGACAACGGCCAUUACAGCAUAGAAGCCGUCUUGGAUGUAAAAAGCAGCGGUCUAGGAAUCGAUUUCCGCGCAUCGCAGGAUCUCACCAUCGACAAAGGCUCGUACUCGGGCGAGUACAACGGCAGAGUGAAAUACGACGUGGGCAAAUCGAAAUACGACAACCAACUGGUCGUGAGAGGCGGCAAAAAGGGCUCGCAUUUGCUGGUUAAACUGAUGAACAUCAAUUUGCUCAAGAUCGACAGCAAAUACCACAUCAGCAAAGACGAACAAACCGUCGAAUCCGAAGUAUCCACUUUCGACAACAAACCCGUCGUUCACCACUGGGAAGUCAAGAAAUUCAACACAAUCACCUACUCCGUCUCAUUCAAAGACACUCCUAAAGAGAAAGUCGUUGUCCAUGCUGGGCUUAUCCCCGGCCAAGUGGCCGACGUCCGCGCCGAUCACGUGACGGGAUCCGGAAAAAUCAAUCUCUUCCAAGCGUCGCUCAAACUGGACGACUCUCAUUUCCUUCAACCGGACUACAACAUCAACUCCAAGGAAAUCGAAGUGGUGCUGGACAAAUCGCGAGCGCAGGUGCAGAAGCUGCUGAAGGGACUCGAAUCCGUCGGCAAGGACAUCAACAGCGACAUCCGCAGGGAGGCCAGCCAGUUGACGGAGAUUACGAAGAAGGCCGCGCCGAACUUGGAGCCUCUCAAGAAAUACUACGUAUCGGAGAUACAGAAAAUCAAGGAUGAAAUCCUCCAGGACAAGUCGCUCCAGGAAUUAGGCGAAUUGGUCAAGACUAUCAUCUUUUCUCUAGCCGAUCUCGGUAGCACCAUCGUAGUCCAAGCCGCCAAUGUCCUGCAAGCGGUGGCUGUUGCAGUGCAGAAGGUCGCGUUGGGCGUCAUCGAGUCGCUGGAGAAGCACUUGAUUCCCGCUUUCAGGGAAGUCGCCGACAGAUUCGCUAAUAUUGUCGGAGACAUAAUCAACACGACGGUGGACAUUCUCGCCACGAUUUUGGGUACCAUCAGCCACGUUUUCGAGAAAUACCAGCCGGAGAUCAAGCAACUGGUCGCGACGUUCGGGGAAUUCAGCCACGACAUCGGCAGGUUCAUCCAGAAGGCCUACGAGCAAGUGAGGAAGAUCGUCUCCAACUUGUACAAGAAGAUCGGCGACGAGCUCAAGGGAAUUCCUGUGUUCGAGGAACUUAAAGCGCAAUGGGACGAUCUCGUAAAGGACGGUCUUCCGAACGCCGAAGGUUUACUUGGAGGUCUUAAAGAAAUCGCUGCCACAAUAAAAGACCUGAUUCCUAUGGAAAUUCCCAUACAGGAAGAGAUAUCUCAACUCAUCGACUUGACCGUGGAUUAUUUGGAGAAAAAAAUCAAGGGUCAGCCGGUCGACGACAUCGCCGUGCUCGACAAAUAUAUCAGCAUCUACGCCAAUUUGGGCAGAAAGAUCCUCGCCAUAGUCACCUCUACAACGGCCGACAUGCAGCAACCGCAGAUACCAAUCUCCCUCGACUUCCUCAGGAAACUGCCCAAGCUCGUUGCCAUCAAAUUCUCCCCCAUCGACUACCUGCUGAAGGAAGAUCCCACCAGAGACGUCGUUAAAUUCGGCUUGUCGCUGUUGAACAACCCCAGGCAAUGGGUUCCGCCAUUCCCACUAUUCGCUAGUGCUGGUAAUUCUCACAUUUUCACCUUCGACGGAAAAUACAUCAACUUCCCCGCCAAUUGCAAAUACCUUCUCGCCAGGGACGCCGUUAACGGUAACUUCACUAUCGUUGGUACUUGGGCCAACGGCCGUCUAACCGCUAUUACUGUUGCUGAUGCCCACGAUUCCAUCACUUACAACUCCAACGCGAAAGCUACCUUGAACAACGCCCACGCCGACCUGCCGAUCCACAAAUCCGACCUGCAGCUCUUCAGGGAAUACGAUUCCGUAACGUUCAAAUCGGCCGCCGGAUUGGAAGUCGUUUGCGACAUCAACCUCAUCGGCUGCACGUUCUUCGUCUCCGGCUUCUACCACGCCCAAGCGAAGGGUCUGCUCGGUCUGGGCAACAACGAGCCCUACGACGACUUCACCGUGCCCAACGGCAAGAUCGUCACGUCGGAGAGCGACUUCGGCAACUCGUACAAGAUCGGCAACUGCCAGCCCGUGGCGGCGCCGAAGCCGGCCGGCAAGAGCGCCGAAUGCGACAAGGUCUUCGGCUGGGAGUCCAGCUUGAAGCUGUGCUAUCCGUUCGUGGACGUUGAGAACUACAAGACGGCUUGCGCCCAAGGAUUGGCCGCCAAGGAGGCGGACACCGAGUACCUCACGGCCGCUGCUUACGCUUUGAGCUGCUGGAACCACAACAUUCCGGUCAGCCUGCCUGCGCACUUGAUGAAAUGCACGAACGGACAAGAGGAACGCAAGAUCGGCAGCCAAUUCUCGGUUAAACUACCCGCGAAAGCCGCUGAUAUUGUUCUUAUCAUCGAUACAGCCAAAGUCAACGAGCCUCUCUACCACGAUUUGAUCAAGCCUUUGGUCCAGGAGGUUACUAAAGGUCUAGGUGCAAAAGGAAUCCACGAUGUGGAAUACCAUCUGAUCACCUACGGCGGAGACAGCAAAUGGCCCGGUCACGUAACAGUAGGAGGAAAGUUCACGUUCAAAGGAAACAAGAUCCCCGAGAUCAAAUUCGCCGACAAACCGAAGCGCGACGAGAAAAAUAUGGGCUGGCAUCUGUUCGACAGCGCCGUGAGAGACCUCGAGCUGGCUUUCGGGCAAGAUUUGCAGUCGAAAACCUACACCGAAGCCUACGAGUACCCGUUCAGGGCGCACGCCACCAGAACGUUCAUCGUGCUGACGAGCAAACCGUGCGAAGUGGGAAAAUUGUACCCGUUGCAGAAACUGAGGACGUUGCUGUUCAAAAACAACCUGAUCUCGCUGACGCUGGUGACGCCCGUGGAGAAUUUCGGCGUGAAAGACCCCGCCAAAACCAAGGAAAUCAUCGGCUUCAACGACGAGCAAGUCUACACCGCCUCACACGGCAAGACUAAGAAGGCCGAGAGCAGCGCCGAGCUCUACAAGGAGCUCUUCUACAACGACUACUGCAUCGAUUUCACUCUGAAGAGCCGCGGAAACGUGUUCGUGAGCAACAACUUCUUGGCCGGGAACGAUGAGGUGAAGAAGCAGUUCAUCCACGUGGCCUCUCACAACACCAUCGAGGAAAUCGUGAGCCUCGAGCAGGGGCUGGACUGCGAAUGCAAGCAGGUCAGUCCGUUUACCGCGAGCAACGUUUGCUGGGAGACUUAUUCGAAGGAGAAGAGCAGCCCGAAAAAAGGAGGCGUGAAAGCUUGAAGAGAGAGUGGAACUUUAUUAUUAAGUUACCAAUAAAGACUACAAUAUUAACUUCCGUAUAUUUAGGUAAACGUUACGUUUUUUACAUCAUGGUAUUGAAAUUUGUAUAGAAAUGUAUUUAUGCAUUUAUCGUAAAUAAAAUAAUUAAAUAAUA